CCGACGCGGUUGUCGGCUCUGCGCGCGCGUCCCUCCUUCCUCGAUCCUUGGCCCCUUGAAAUCGUUAACGCGCGUUGUCCAAAAAUACCAAAAGGAACCCACGCGCGGAUACUUGAUACGCGAGGAAAUGACUCGUGCUCGACCGCUGCCGAUGUCGCCGCGACUGCAUCACCAACCGAUCGACCACCAAGCCGAUACGCCGCUCUGACUCGCCGCCCUUUCUCGAGGACUACCGCCCCUCAACUCUAUCGACACGGAAUGAUCGAUUGGGAGAGGACACUUUUUGCGGUACUACUGGCUUUGCUGAUUUAUCCUCGCGAUAAUUUAGGAGGAGCCUUUCAGCCGGAAUUCACGAAGCCCCUGUCAAAUUUGACGGUGCCGCUCGGCAGGGACGCAGUUUUCACGUGCCACGUCGAACACUUGGGCGGCUACAAGGUGGGCUGGGUGAAGGUAGACACCAAGGCGAUCCAGGCGAUCCACGAGCGCGUGAUAACCCACAACCCGCGAGUCUCGGUAUUUCACGGCGACCACACGGCUUGGAACCUCCGCAUCAAGGGCGUACAGAAGGAGGAUGAGGGCCUCUACAUGUGCCAGAUCAACACGGACCCGAUGAACAGCCAGACGGGCAUGCUGACGGUCGAGGUGCCCCCCGACUUCAUCCCCGGCGAGACGUCGGGCGACAUGGUUGUUGCCGAAGGACGACACGCGCAUCUGCGCUGCCGAGCCACGGGCAUCCCUCCCCCGCGAGUCAGCUGGCGCAGGGAGGAUCAAAAGGAAAUAAUUAUUCGGGAGCCGAGUCACGAUAAAUCACCGAGCUCCAAUGAAAAGUUUCGAGUUAGCCGAGUCUUCGAGUACGUCAGUGAGGACCUCAAUCUGACAAAGAUCAAACGAGAGGAGAUGGGCGUCUACAAUUGCAUAGCGAGCAACGGGGUGCCCCCCAGCAUCAGCAAACGCAUCACCGUCGACGUGCACUUUCAGCCGGAAAUACAAGUGCCGAAUCAACUGGUCGGCGCGCCCCUUGGGACCGACGUCGUCCUCGAAUGCAUUGUCCAGGCCUUUCCGCAAUCAAUUAACUUCUGGCGAAACAAUAACAAUACGAUGAUCAUAUCGAGCGGCCGGCACGAGGUGCAGGUGGUGGCCAAGGCGCCGGCCAAGGCCCACGGCUCGUCCCAUCCGAGCUUCAAGCUGAAAAUGCUGCUGACCAUACACAAUUUCACGAAACAGGACGUCGGCAACUACAAGUGCGCCGCCAAAAAUUCCAACGGGGAAAACGAGGGCAGCAUACGGCUGUACGACAUAACGAGCGUCGUGAAGCAAAAGUCACCGGGGGAGUAUUCGCACGUCGAGCACCAGUCGGGUGGCUUCAGCGGCGAGUACGGCAACAACAACUCGUCCAUGAAGAUCGAGCGCUGGGACACGUUGGACAACAAUGCGGUCAUGGACCCAAACACCAAAGCCCCGGUGAAUGGUAACUCGGGGACAAAACGGCCACGGGUGAUAAGGCGCCACCCCAACCACCAGCACUCGCUGGCCAGCGGUUCGUGUUGCAAGGCCCUCCUGGCAAGUCUGCUGCCGCUUUUGCUCUACUGCAGGUGAUCACGGUAAU
Molecule: messenger RNA, 1606 nt
Organism: Copidosoma floridanum
Lineage: Eukaryota; Metazoa; Arthropoda; Insecta; Hymenoptera; Encyrtidae
Product: lachesin
Cellular component (GO): neuron projection
Source: RefSeq, a predicted model, not a curated record